AUGCCAAGCAAGCUAAGGAAGGCAAUUGGAGCAGUGAAGGAUCAAACUAGCAUUAGCCUAGCAAAGGUAACAAAUGCAGCAAAUCUUGAGGUCACAAUUCUUAAAGCCACAACACAUGAUAAAAAUCCAAUUGAAGAGCGUUAUGUGAAUGAAAUUGUGAACAUAGUUUCCUCUAACAAAGUGUAUGCAGCUGCAUGUGCACAAUGCAUAGGCAAACGCAUUGGCAAGACCCGCAAUUGGGUUGUUGCCCUUAAAUCUCUCAUGAUUGUCCUUAGAAUAUUUCAAGAUGGUGAUCCAUAUUUUCCUAGGGAAGUCUUCCAUGCAAUGAAAAGGGGUGCCAAAAUUCUCAACCUUUCAAAUUUUAAAGAUGAUUCCAAUUCUAGUCCUUGGGAUUACACGGCAUUUAUUAGGACAUUUGCUUUGUACCUUGAUGAACGCUUGGAUUGCUUCCUAACAGGAAAGCUUCAAAGGAGAUUCACAUAUGAUAACAGGUUUCAUGAGAAGAAUCAAAGGAACAAGCUAUCAAAAGAGCCAGGUAUUAUUAAAGACAUGAAACCAACAAUGGUUCUUGAUAGAAUCCCUUAUUGGCAAAGGUUGUUGGAUAGAGCAAUAGGCACAAGACCAACAGGGGCAGCCAAGACAAAUCGUUUGGUUCAGAUUUCGCUCUAUGCUAUUGUGCAAGAAAGUUUUGAUCUUUAUAGGGAUAUCUCUGAUGGGCUUGCUGUUGUUUUAGAUAGCUUCUUUCAUUUACCACUUUCUUCAUGUGUUACUGCAUUCAAUGCUUGUGUAAAAUCUUAUAGGCAAUUUGAUGAGUUAUCAACUUUUUAUUCUUUUUGUUCAAGCAUUGGGGUUGGUAGGUCAUAUGAGUACCCUAGUGUGCAAAACGUUUCUGAAGAGCUUAUGGAGACAUUACAAGAGUUCUUAAAGGACCAAUCCUCAUUCCAUGGAAAUAAUGAUUCAAAACACUUUAUUUUACCAAAGGACCCUGCAGGUUGUUCAAGUUCAUCACAAGAUGAAGCUAGUGAAAGAUAUGGUAGUACACUUGAAAGGUUUUUUGAGACUGGAUCUGAGUUUGGGUCUCAAUGUACAUCAUUGGAAGAUCUCAUGAGUGCUACUGAUGCUGCUUUGAGUCCCAGAAGGUCCCUUGAGCAAGUUACGGAUUCUGAGGAAUCAGACCAAGAUGAGAAACAAUCAGAAUAUGAUGACUUUGCUAGUGCAAAUGGUUCUGGCUCUACCAAAUCAUUGCCAGUUGAUCAAACAUCAAGGUCAAGUUUGGACAUAGUAAUCUUUGAUGAUUUGCAACAGGAAGUGCAACAAAAUCAAACAAAUGAAAGUGAGGUACAAAACACAAAAACAGGUUCCGAUAAUGGUUCCAUAGAUUGUUGGGAGAUAGUGUUGGCAAAGACAGUAUCUGCUGCACCAAUAGAAACAUCACCCAAAUUGGAAAAUGGAUUUGACCCAUUUGUCACCAUAUUUGAUCAAGCUAUAGUACCUCAACACACAUACAAUCCGUUCUUGGAAGACAUAGGAACUGUUGCUCCUCCUGCCACCACCAUUACAAGUUUUGAUAAUGUUUUUGAUGUUGUAGCAACAUUUAAUGCAACAGCACCAUCCUUUUAUGCUCAGGAUCCUCUUGCAUCAACCUUCUCAGAUCAAAAAUCUCAUUCCAUAACAAAUUCUGGUCUAAUUUUUGGUGACAUAAAUCCAAAUGAAACAACAAUGGCACCAACUUUCAAAGCUCAAGGUUUUGAAGAGAUCAACAUGACAGUACCACAAACAUUUCAUACUAAAACUUUUGAUGAGAUGAUUGCUUCACCAAGCUUCCAGGGUCAAUGUUAUUUUAAGAAUGAUUCAUCACCAACAUUUCAAGUGCAUAACUCAAAUGUUAAUGCCACAAUGGAAGCACCAAACAAUAGUGCUCAGAAUCCUGACAUGAGUAUUGUUCCUCUGAACUUUCAAGCACAGGAUUUUUAUAAUUCAACAGUAGCACCAACUUUUAGUGCAAGGGAUUGCAAUGAGACAAAAUGGGCAACACACAAAGAAGAUGAUCCCUUUGGGCCAUGGCCUUGUGCAAACACCAAUGAACAAACAUCUAAUGUGUCAAUACAAGAUCAAACUUUGUUGCAGCUACAACAACUAUGGUUGGAGCAACAAAACAAGAUCAUAGCAAAGCAUAUGACUUGA
This is a messenger RNA of Gastrolobium bilobum, 2184 nucleotides long. Its product is annotated as clathrin coat assembly protein AP180. Gene Ontology annotation, molecular function: clathrin heavy chain binding; 1-phosphatidylinositol binding; SNARE binding. The record is from RefSeq and is a predicted model, not a curated record. The coding region runs from base 1 to 2184 and encodes 727 amino acids. Lineage: Eukaryota; Viridiplantae; Streptophyta; Magnoliopsida; Fabales; Fabaceae. Gene Ontology annotation, biological process: vesicle budding from membrane; clathrin coat assembly; clathrin-dependent endocytosis. Gene Ontology annotation, cellular component: clathrin-coated pit; clathrin-coated vesicle. The transcript has a single exon.